Molecule: messenger RNA, 4531 nt
Organism: Galeopterus variegatus (Sunda flying lemur)
Lineage: Eukaryota; Metazoa; Chordata; Mammalia; Dermoptera; Cynocephalidae
Gene: MTCL1
Product: microtubule crosslinking factor 1
Exons: 14
Coding region: 25-4428 (1467 amino acids)
Biological process (GO): regulation of autophagy; establishment or maintenance of epithelial cell apical/basal polarity; microtubule bundle formation
Cellular component (GO): spindle pole; lateral plasma membrane; apicolateral plasma membrane
Molecular function (GO): microtubule binding
Source: RefSeq, a predicted model, not a curated record
CUAAAACGAAGAGGCAGUCGGGAAAUGUACAAAGAGAAGAAAACGUUUAACCAGGAUGACAGUGCCGAUUUGAAGUGCCAGCUUCAGUUUGCCAAAGAGGAAGCCUCCCUGAUGCGCAAAAAGAUGGCCAAACUAGGAAGGGAGAAAGACGAACUGGAACAGGAGCUGCAGAAGUACAAGUCCCUCUACGGCGACGUGGACAGCCCCCUCCCAACCAGGGAGGCCGGCGGGCCCCCCAGCACCCGGGAGGCGGAGCUGAAGCUGCGGCUGAAGUUGGUGGAGGAGGAAGCCAACAUCCUGGGCCGGAAGAUCGUGGAGCUGGAGGUGGAGAACCGAGGCCUCAAGGCGGAGAUGGAGGACAUGCGGGGCCCACAGGAGCGCGAGGGCGCGGGCCGGGACCCCCUUCCAAGCGUCCCGACCUCACCCUUCGGCGACUCCCCAGACUCCUCGGCGGAGCUGCGCCGGCACCUGCAGUUUGUGGAAGAGGAAGCGGAGCUGCUCCGGAGGUCCAUAUCUGAGAUCGAAGACCACAACCGGCAGCUGACCCGUGAGCUGAGCAAGUUCAAGUUCGAGCCCCGCCAGGAGCCAGCGUGGCUUGGGGACGGCGUGGGUCGGGGCGCCGGCGGCGGGCCCCACUUGCAGGAGGAGCUGCAGGCGGCCAGGCUGCAGAUCAGUGAGCUCAGCGGGAAGGUGCUCAAGCUGCAAUAUGAGAACCGCGUGCUGCUGUCCAGCGUCCAGCGCUGCGAUCUGGCCGCUCACCUGGGGCUGCGUGCCCCGAGCCCCCGGGACAGUGACGCCGACAGCGACGUGGGCAAGAAGGAGAGUGACGGCGAGGAGGGCCGCCCACCCCAGCCCAAGCGGGAGGGCCCCGUGGGCGGGGAGAGUGACUCAGAGGAGAUGUUCGAGAAGACGUCGGGCUUUGGGAGCGGGAAGCCCUCGGAGGCCAGCGAGCCGAACACAGCAGAGCUCCUGCGGGCGAGGGAGGACCUGGACUGCCUGGUGACCAUAAGGCAUGAGGCCCAGCGGCUCGAGCGGACCGUGGAGCGCCUUGUCGCGGACACCGACCGCUUCAUCCGGGACACCUUGCCACCGGGGCCUGGUGUCCAGGGCGAAGGGGAGCGGGGCGAGGGGUGCCAGAGUGAGCCCACCCUGCUGGAGACCGUCAACGCCAAGAUGAAGGCCUUCAGGAAGGAGCUGCAGGCCUUCCUGGAGCAGGUGACCCGGGUGGGCGACGGCUUGUCGCCCUUGCCCCACCUCACGGAGUCCUCCAGCUUCCUGUCCACUGCCACCUCCGCGUCCCGGGACUCCCCCAUCGGGACCCUGGGGAAGGAGCUGGGCCUGGACUUGCAGUCCAAACUGAGAGACCAGCUGGAGUGGCAGCUGGGUCAGGACGGCGGGGACGAGUGGGACGGCCUGCGCCUCCGAGCUACACAGGAGCUGCACCGCCGGGCUGAUGGGGACACCGGGAGCCGCAAGCCGGGAAGCCAGAGCUGCUUCCAUCUAGAGCUCAGGGGCCCCCCCGUUUUACCCGAGCAGAGUGUAUCGAUAGAAGAGCUACAGGGUCAGCUCGCGCAGGCGGCCAGACUGCGUCAAGAGGAGACAGAGACCUUUACAGACAAGAUCCGUAAGAUGGAGGAGGAGCACCUCUAUGCCUUGAGGUGGAAAGAACUAGAAAUGCACAGCCUGGCUUUGCAAAACACCCUCCAUGAGCGAACCUGGAGUGAUGAGAAGAAUCUGAUGCAGCAGGAGCUCCGGUCCUUGAAGCAGAACAUCUUCCUCUUCUACGUCAAACUCAGGUGGCUGCUGAAACACUGGCGGCAAGGGAAGCAGAUGGAGGAGGAAGGAGAGGAUUUCACUGAGGCUGAGCAUCCAGAGACCGCCCCUGGGCUUGGUGAGCUUGGGGUCCAGGGGGGCUACCAGGUGGACGGACCAGACCAAAAUGAUGGUGAUCGAGGCUGUGGCUUUCUGAUGGGGGAGCAUUCCCCACACUCCCUGGUGCAGGUCGGCGACCACGGCUCACGACUGCAGACUGUGGACGGGGGACAGCUCCACAAGCAGGUGGCGGAAAACCAGCAGCUGUUCGCUGCCCUCAGGGCCCUGCUGGAGAACCUGCACACGGAGCUGCGGGAAGACCAGCUGGCCCGGCGGCGGCUGCAGCAGCAGUAUGCCAGCGACAAGGCCACCUGGGAUGUGGAAUGGGCCAUGCUCAAGUGCCGCCUGGAACAGCUGGAAGAGAAGACCGAGAAAAACUUGGGAGAACUAGGCUCCUCUGCUGAGAGCAAAGGGGCCUUGAAGAAGGAGAGAGAGGUGCACCAGAAGCUCCUGGCUGACAGUCACAGCCUGGUCAUGGAACUGCGCUGGCAGACCCAUCACAGUGAGAAGAAUUGGAACCGGGAGAAAGUGGAGCUUCUUGAGCGCCUGGACAGAGAGCGGCAAGAGUGGGAACGGCAGAAGAAAGAGCUCUUAUGGAGGAUAGAGCAGUUGCAGAAAGAGAACAGUCCCCGGAGAAGUGGCAGUUUCCUCUGUGAUCAGAGAGAAAGUGUCAUCCGCCCCUUCUCCCACCAGGGCAGCCUCCAUGUGUCCCGACCUGUGUCAAUAUGGCCCUGCACAGAUGCUGACUCCACCCAAUUUGAAGACCUGCCACUGUCGAAGCUAAAGGAAUCAGACAGGUGCUCGGCCAGUGAGGACCUCUACCUGGAUGCCUUGUGCCUAGACGAUGAGCCAGAGGAGCCGCCGCCCCGCAGGCCCGAGAGGGAGUUCAGGAACCGCCUCCCCGAGGAAGAAGAAAGUCACAAAGGGAAUCUUCAGAGGGUGGUGUCUGUGUCCUCCAUGUCCGAGUUCCAGCGCCUGAUGGAUGGCUCCCCCUUCCUGCCUGAGAAGGGCCUACCAUGUGCCAGCAGCAAGGAGGACAUCACUCCACCCCUGUCUCCUGACGACCUCAAGUACAUCGAGGAAUUCAACAGCAACAGUUGGGACUAUGCGCCCACCAGGGACCAUGGCGGGGCUGGGACCAAGCGGCCCCCAGACAUCUGGACAGACAGGACUGAGGUGGGGCAGGCAGGGCACGAGGCCGCCGCUGAGCCUUUCCCCAACUCCUCCUGGUAUCUGACCACAAGUGUCACCAUGACCACAGACACCAUGACCAGCCCAGAGCACUGCCAGAAGCAGCCAUGGAGGAGCCAUGUGGUCGCUGAGCAGUUGGGGGUGCGCAUGCUGCAUAGCCCUCCCACUGUCCACAGGGUUGACAGCAUCACGGCAGCGGGUGGUGAGGCUAGGGGCCGGCUGGACCCUGAGGGCCCCUUUCCCACGAGCAGAGCCCGAGGGAGCCUGGCAGACGCCAAGGGGGACCCUCCGGACUCCGUCCUCGGCAGGUGGCCUUGUGCUCCCUCCAGACACCCUCGAGACUUCGUGGAGGGGGCGCUCUGUCCCCUCGACAGUCCCCUUUGCACCCCACUAGGUUUUGCCUCCCCACUGCACAGCCUAGAGAUGUCCAAGAACAUGAGUGAUGACAUGAAGGAGGUGGCCUUCUCUGUCAGGAAUGCCAUCUGCUCUGGUCCCACCCAGCCACAAGUCAAGGAUACAGCCUGCCAGACCAAUGGGUCCCGGACGACGGGGACGCAGACCGUCCAGACCAUCACCGUGGGCCUGCAGACCGAAGCCCUGCGUGGCAGUGGCGUCACCAGCAGCCCCCAUAAGUGUCUCACGCCAAAGGCUGGGGGCAGCACCACACCCGUGUCAUCCCCUUCCCGCAGCCUUAGGAGCAGGCAGGUGGCCCCUGCCAUCGAGAAGGUGCAGGCCAAGUUUGAACGCACGUGCUGCUCCCCCAAGUACGGGUCUCCCAAGCUACAGAGGAAACCUCUCCCCAAAGCUGACCAGCCCAAUAACAGGACCGCACAAGGGACAGCCCCAAGAGGGUACAGUGAGUCAGCCUGGGCCCGGUCUACCACCACGCGGGAGAGUCCUGUGCUCACCACCAUCAACGAUGGGCUCUCCAGCCUCUUCAAUAUCAUUGACCACAGCCCUGUGGUGCAGGACCCCUUCCAGAAGGGGCCGUGGGCUGGAAGUCGGUCUCGUUCAGCAGAGCCCCAGCCAGAGCUGGGCCUGGGCCAGGAGACAGGCACCACCAGCUCCCGAGGAAGGUCACCCAGCCCCAUUGGGGUGGGCUCAGAGACAUGCAGGGAAGACGGGGGAGAGGGCACACUGGUGAAACAGGACCUAUCUGCACCCCCUGGUUACACGCUCACCAAGAACGUGGCCCGGAUUCUCCACAAGAAGCUGCUGGAACACGCCUUAAAGGAGGAGAGGAGGCAGGCCUCCCACGGCCCCGCAAGUCUUAACGGUGACAGCCACUCAGGAGAAAUGGGCAUAACUGAACCAGGGCCCAUGGAGAACCAAACUGUCUUACUAACUGCCCCCUGGGGACUCUAGCCCUGCUGCCUCACGCUGAACUACCUUGUUCUGCACUUGCUCCGCCCCUAGAGUCCUGCUUCUCUAGGCCCGAGAGACCAGCAAACCGUCGCCCUCCAUCCCG